Molecule: messenger RNA, 1069 nt
Organism: Herpailurus yagouaroundi (jaguarundi)
Lineage: Eukaryota; Metazoa; Chordata; Mammalia; Carnivora; Felidae
Product: 40S ribosomal protein SA-like
Biological process (GO): translation
Cellular component (GO): small ribosomal subunit; ribosome
Molecular function (GO): structural constituent of ribosome
Source: RefSeq, a predicted model, not a curated record
GGUCCGUAUGGCGUUGGUUUGCAUUCCCGUCGUAAGUUAAAGGGGAACUUUCACAAUGGCCAGAGCCCUUGACGUCCUGCAAAUGAAGGAGGACGAUGUCCUCAAAUUCCUUGCAGCAGCAACCCACGCAGGUGGUGCCAACCUUGACUUCAAAUUGGCACAAUACGUCUACAAAAGAAGUGAUGGUAUCUGCAUCAUAAAUCCGAAGAGAACCCGGGAGAAGCUUCUGCCAGCACCUCGAGCCACUGUUGUCAUUGAAAACCCAGCUGAUGUCAGUGUCCUAUCAUCCAGGAAUACUGGCCAGCAAGGUGUGCUGAAGUUUGCUGCUACAACUGGAGCCUCUACUACUGCUGGUAACUUCACUUCUGGAACCUUCACUAACCAGAUCCAGGCAGCCUUCUGGGAGCCGAAACCUCUGGAGUUUACUGGUCCUGGGGCUGACCACCAGCCUCUCACAGAGGCGUCUUAUGGUAAGCUGCCCACCAACACUCCGCCAUUGCCACCCACUGCAACAGCAAGGGAGCUCGUUCAGUGCGUCCGAUGUGGUGGCUGCUGGCCUGGGACGUUCUGUGCAUGCGUGACACCGUUUCCCGUGAGCCUGCAGGGGAGGUCAUGCCUGAUCUCGACGUCUAGAAAGAUCCUGAGGGGACGGAAAAAGGAAGAGAAGGCUGCUGCUGAAAAGGCUGUGACCGAGGAAGAAUUUCAGGGUGAAUGGAUGGCUCCAACUCCUGAGUUCAUCGCUACCCAACCUGAAGUCACAGACUUAUUCAGCAGAACCCGACUGAAGACUGGAGCCCUCGGCCUGCCGUCGAAGGCUGGUCUGCAGCUCCCACUGCUCAGGCCACUGAAUGGGUACGAACAACCGCUGAGUGGUCUCAAGCGGCUCUCCCACAAGGGCAAACAAAAUGGAAGUAACGAUGACGGAAAAUCAACAGUCGCUCACAAAACAAUUCUUUCACACAACUGUGACUCCUUACGCCUUGGUCCGUACAGUCUUUCAAUUGACCGUUCACUGUUAACUGUGAUCAUACUCCCACUUCUUUCAUUUGAGAAACACUGCACUAGAUAA